Molecule: messenger RNA, 4059 nt
Organism: Chrysochloris asiatica (Cape golden mole)
Lineage: Eukaryota; Metazoa; Chordata; Mammalia; Afrosoricida; Chrysochloridae
Product: KIAA0232 ortholog
Exons: 8
Coding region: 4-4059 (1351 amino acids)
Source: RefSeq, a predicted model, not a curated record
CCCAUGCGCCCCCUCCUCAGCGUCGUUGUGGACGGUCUGCCCCCCGGAAACGCCUCCAGCUGGCACCCAGGCCCCGGGUCUGUCUCUGAAAUGUCUCUGCUGCACGCCCUGGGUCCUGUGCAGACCUGGCUGGGGCAGGAGCUCGAGAAGUGUGGCAUCGAUGGCAUGAUCUACACUCGCUACGUCCUCAGUCUGCUGCUUCAUGACAGCUGUGACUACGACCUGCAGGAACAGGAGAAUGACAUCUUCCUGGGCUGGGAGAAAGGUGCCAACAAGAAGUGGGGCAGGAGUAAGAAAAGGUGUUCAGACCUCACUCUGGAAGAAAUGAAAAAGCAAGCUGCCGUCCAGUGUCUCCGGUCUGCGUCUGACGAGAGCUCGGGCAUCGAGACUUUGGUGGAGGAGCUGUGCUCCCGGCUGAAGGACUUGCAGAGCGAACAAGAAGAGAAGAUCCACAAAAAGCUGGAGGGGUCUCCGUCUCCAGAGGCAGAACUGUCCCCGACCGUGAAGGAUCAGGUGGAAAUGUACUAUGAAGCAUUCCCACCUCUGUCUGAGAAGCCCAUAUGCCUACAGGAGACCACGACUGUGUGGACCAGGUCCAAGGUCGGCUCCCCUUCCAGCGCCUCAUCAUCCACAGCCCUGCCAGCCAGCACGGAUACUUCCUCCCCCAGGGAUGGCCACAGCGAGGGCGAGGCCACCAGAGAACAGCGUGGGGUGGCACACGCCCCCACCCACAACACAGCCCCCAGCAGGAGUCGCAGUGCAAAGGACAGCAAGCUCAGCAGCGGUGCGCCCCCAGAGCCAUCUGCGCCCCACAAGAAGCAGGCCCGACACCGGCCUGAUGGGAAGGCCCGCCCCCGCUCCUGGUCCUCGGGCUCCAGUGAGGCCGGGUCCAGCUCCAGCGGCACCCAGGGAGAGCCCAGGGUGUCCGUCAAGUGCGUCAAAGUGAGGCACCGUACUCGGGAAACCCGGAACAAGAAGGGGCGAAGUGGGCAGGGCCGGCUUCCAGCCAAGGGCAAUGAGAAAGCCGAGCGGGGUGUCCAUGCGGGGAGCAGCAGUGGCGGCGGGUCCGUCCUACAGCUGUGCAAGCGGGGGAGGCGGCCGCCCAGGGGGCCGGGGCGAAGAGAGGCCAUGGGCACCGAGGGCAGAAACGACCAGCAGUACCGGGAGGAGCCCCUGUGGUACACUGAGCCCAUUGCCGAGUACUUUGUGCCCUCGAACCAGAGGAGCAAGCUGGAGACCAGCUACCGCCACCGGCCCGAGCCAGGCGCCAGUAGCCCCCCUGGGACACAGCUCGCGGCUGGCACCUUCAUCGACGGUCAUUUUGUUGAAAUGCCUGCGGUUGUCAGCGAGGCUGCUGCCCUCCGCGGGAGCUCGUUCUGUUCUCCAUCGGAGGACGCCACAUACCUGGAUGACAUUCAUCUGUCAGAGUUCACACACUUCUACGAAGUGGACAUUGAUCGGUCCAUGUUGGAUCCCGGUGCCUCAGAGACAACACAAGGAGAAAGUCGGAUCUUGAACCUGAUCCAGCAGAAAGGCAGAGAGAGGACAGAUUUUGAGGCCGAAUGUUGCAUAGUGUUAGAUGGGCUGGAGCUACAAGGGGAGCGUGCAAUAUGGACCGAUCCCACCAGUCCUGGGUGUGCCGACGGCCUGGCUCACUUCUGGGACAGCUGCUCGUCCAGCUCUGGUGACGCGGACGCCGAGAGCUUCGGGGGAGACUCUCCACCCCACCGCUCCCCGCUCUUUGACGGCGCCAUGCUCAGCUCUCACCUGCUGGCGGGCAGUCGGGAACUCUUUUCUGAGAUGAAGGAAGGAUCUGGUCUCCACUCCUGUUUUUCAGUGUUUGAAGUGCAAUGCGCUGACUCUGACCUACCUUUUUCUUUUGAAACACUCAAUUUGGGAAGUGAAAUUGCAGAUUCUAGCGGUAGCCUACUUGGAAAAACGCAAUCUAGAUUGCUAAUAUGGACCAAAAAUAGUGCCUUUGAAGAAAACGAACACUGUUCCAAUCUGUCCACAAGGACAUGCAGUCCCUGGUCCCAUUCAGAAGAGACCCGCUCCGACAACGAGACAUUUGGUGUCCAGUUUGAGGAGCCUGGCCAGUUCAGUGCCGAGGACGUCAGCUACGUCGGGCCUAGAGUCUCAUCUACUUACGUAGAGGAGGAACUUCUCGAUUGUUUGCAAGAUGAAGCCUGCCUACAAAACCAUAGAACUCUGGGAGAAAUUCCUGCAGUCGUUUUCAAAACGAAAUCAAAACUAGAAUCUGUCUGUGGAAUUCAGCUGGAACAGAAACCUGAAGGCAGAGACUUUAUGGCCGCACGGGGCUGUGGGGAGGGCAGUCCAGGCGGGGUCAUGAAGAGCAUCUGGACACAUGUGACAGCUGCGGCAGAGGCGGGCAGGAUGGAUGGUGAGCUGUUCUCUGCAGACGUGCGUGACUACUGCUGCUGUCUGGAUGCUGACGUGCAGGCCCCAGGCCACCAGGAGCCCAGCAAGGCCGUGCAGAGGUCGGAGUACCACCUGUGGGAAGGGCAGAGGGGGCGCCUGCCAAAACCCAUGUUCGCCCCAGGUGAGCCGGCCGAGGUGGACGGGGGUGACUACACCACGCCCUCGAGGCCCUGGGACACAGCCCAGGAGAAGGAGAGCACCUUCCUUCUCGGGGGUGUCUACGGAGAGCUCAGGGCUUUCAGCAGCCAGGGGGAGUGGGCCGUGGUACCGCCUGCCGCGCCCCGGGGCAGCCUGCUGCAGUGUGCCGCCUCUGACGUGGUGACCAUCGCCGGCACUGACGUCUUCAUGACUCCUGGAAACAGCUUUGCUCCUGACCACCGGCAGCUGUGGAGGCCCCUGGUGUCCUUUGAGCAGAGUGAACCGCCCAGGAGUGGGGAGAGCGGGUGGAAUAAGGGGUUUUCUUUCAUCUUCCAUGAAGACUUGUUGGGUGCGUGUGGUAACUUCCAGGUGGAGGACCCUGGACUCGAGUGCCCCUUCUCCUCCUUGGACCUGGGCAGUCCACUCGCUCAGGUCCUCCAUGUUGAGUGCGCCUUGGAACCUGAAGGCAUGGCCUCAUUCAGCCCCAGUUUUAAGCCCAAGUCCAUCCUGUGCUCUGACUCGGACGGCGAGGUGUUCCACCCCAGAACGUGCAGUGUUGACAGGACUCAGUACCGGGCCAUCCGCAUCUCCCCCCGGACCCACUUCCGCCCCAUCUCCACAGCGGACCUGUCCCCAGGUGGGGGCAGUGAGUCCGAGUCAGAGUCUGAGAAAGAUGAGCCCAGUGUCCCCGUCCCUCCUCAGGUCAGUACCUUCCCCGACCCCCAGGCCGACCUCAAGCCCCUGGAGGAGGACGCCGAGAGGGACAGCCAUUACUACGGCAAGUCGGAGCUCGAGUCUGGGCGGUUCCUGCCCCGGCUGAGGAAGUCGGGCAUGGAGAAGAGCGCACAGACGUCCCUGGACUCCCAGGAGGAGGCAGCGGGGGGCUUGCUGCCGGGAAGGCGGAGCCCGUGUCUGGAGUGCAGUGCGCAACGCGAGACCCUGGACACAGAGCUGGGGGGCUCGGGAGCAAACUGCAAAAUAAUGGCACAAUGCGAAGAGGAGCUGAAUCCCUUCUGCGGUCGUGAAGCAGAUUGUCAGUUUCCUGCUUACCAAGAUGAUGUGAUGUCUUCAGGACGACUAGACAAGUUUCCUGUGUUGAACACGGACGUGCAGGGAACCAGGAGACAGCAGGAGAAGCCCAUCUGGUGGGAGAAAGCCCUCUUCUCUCCUCUCUUUCCUGCGCCCCAGUGUGAAGAAUGUUACACUGAUGUGAAGGGAGAGAACAGUGUUGACUUCCCAGAUGUCAAAGACAUGUCCAAUCAUGAGUGCCCACUGGACUUCAAUAGGGUGUCCUCCGUGUAUGAAGCCCGGUGCAGUGGGGAGAGGCUCUCGGGAGCACAGGCACAUGGCUUCCGCAGAAAGGUGGGCUCCGGCAGCAGCUCAGCCGCAGACGACACUGGCUCCGAAGACACCGGCUCGGAGGGUGGGGGUGGGUGGGCGGGCCGCAGCCAAGAGGAGCUCUUUUCUCGAACUCAUUUGUGA